Porites evermanni is the source of this 2876-nucleotide messenger RNA. The record is from the annotation of a GenBank genome assembly. Lineage: Eukaryota; Metazoa; Cnidaria; Anthozoa; Scleractinia; Poritidae.
AUGGAGGAUUUACAACUCGACUUCUCAGGUAAAAAAUCCUUUUGUAUAUUUGUAUGGGAAUAGUGCAACGAGCUGACUGCUCGGCCUCUGAAGAAAUUGCCUCAUGCAGAUUCCGGAAUCCGGGAAAUUUCUGCUGGUGGAAUCCGGAAUCCGGAAUCCAAGUUCCAGUGACUAAGAAUUCGGAAUCCAGUAGCUCCGGAAUCCACAACGUGGAAUUCAGAAUAUAAUCCAAGACUGUCUUUGAUCGCCUUACACUGGGGUGAAAGAAAUGUUCACGUUCUUGAUUGGUUUACAGAACAGGAAUCUUUUCCUUAUUAUCUUCGCUUGACAUUUUUAGCCUAACUAAUUAUCUAAUAAUAUAUAUGUUAUUCAGCGGCUGGGAGGUCCGUAUUGGGAGAAACUGUGCCCGAGGUUUUGAGUACCGCCCGAGGGCACAGUUUCUCCCAUUAAGUACCGACCUAGGCCGGUGAAAAGCAUUUUUAUUUUUUUCCUACUGAGAUUUAAAAUUUUCAAAAAAAUUUUACUUCACUCUCCAACCUAUAUGUGUUGAAGUAGGACGAGUUCGUUGAUGAAGCGUGCGAUCGAUUGCAAACCAAAACAAAACAUUGCAACACGAUUUUUAGCUCGGUAAUUUAUAUUAUGGCAUUUUAUACUGCUCUCUUUUAGAAUAAAGAAAGGAUUUUGUGUCUUGCUAGACAAUUCAGGCUAAGUGUCAAACAAGGAUAAAAGAAUUGACGAGCUUGAUAUUAAAAGCCCCAGGAAAAAAAAGCAAGGAUUUUCUUCGGCUUAAUAAAUUCAAAAAUUGCUUAAGAUAAUUAGUUCAAUCGAGCAGGAUGAAAACUGCACAAAGGACCUAAUUGCACCUACCAGUUUAAAGGUUUUGAAUUGAAUUCGAAUAAAAGAAGGCGAUUUGAGUAACAAGUUAUUGAAAGAAAUGAAAACUACGGUAAUGGACUGCUGAAAAAUUGAUUCGUGUUGUUUAUUUAAGAAUGGAAGCUAAAUGCAAUCAUUGACAACAACCUUUUCUGAUAAGUAGAAAACUAGUGAGGCAAAAUUCAAUGAAAAAAGAUACAAUGUAGAUUCAUACAGGAAAAAUGGAAAACAAAACUACAAACAGAGCAAACAUGUCCAAUAAACGGUGCAUAAAAGCAAGAUUGCAGAACUUACAGCGCGGUUAUAAAGCUAGUGAAGCGACUUCACGAGCCACCUGUUUUGCCUUCUUUAGCGAUUUUCGUGGCUGACUUGCUUGAUUCUCCAUUCAGAUUUUUUGUCUGAAUACCAAAAUUCAAUUUUCCCUAACUAAUGCUAAUAACAAUGUAAGUUUUAAGAGAAAAAUGGUUUGAAAAUGACGGUUUUUUCUCGUUCACAAACAACAAACAAACUUGUAAAUGAAACUGCCAACGAUUCCGCCCGGGUUAAGGGGGGUUAGCGGGCAAGAUCGUAAAAUGCCGCCUGCUCUUGGAACCAAUCAGAUUGCAGGAUUUGGAGGAUUCCGCCCGCUCGCAAGCUUGGAAAAAAAUAAAUUAUAAAAUUUACUGUAGCUCUUUCAUUGAUUUUGCCUCUCAGUUUACUUCGUUAUUAUAAUUUUUCGAGGGAGCCUAUUCCUUUUAAUCCUGGUGGUUUCCUUUGGGCUUCCUCGCCAUUAGCUUUUUAAUAUUUAGAACUUCUUCUGCUUUGCAUAUCUUAUGGCAAAGCCAUAAACUUGACUCUUAAACUUGACACCUAUGUCAUAAGGUUUAAGCUGCGAUGGCGGAUUAAGCAUUGACGCAAAUCUAGAGCUUAACCUGGGAGGCGACACUGGUGGAAUUGCUUUGGGUCAGAUUCAGUUUCCUAAUCGACAAGCAAGGCAGAUACUGUUUGGAACUUCUCAGGCUCGACCGAACCUUGAUGGUGUUGUGUUGGCACAACCUGGCGUCCAACUUCUAGGCACAUCUCAGGCUCGACCAAACCUUGGUGGUGUUGUAUUGGCACAACCUGGCGUCCAACUUCAAGGCACAUCUCAGGCUCGACCGAACCUUGAUGGUGUUGUAUUGGCACAGCCUGGCGUCCCACUUCAAGGAAAUUCUCAGGCUCUACCGAACUUUGGUGGUGUUGUGUUGGCACAGUCUGGCGUCCCACUUCAUACAGCACCACCUACUGGUCAACAAUCAGUCCAAGCUUCUACUACGUCAUAUACCAAUGUAAGACUAUGUCUUAACACCAUUGUAACGUUUUUUAAUGCGCCAACAGGCAAAAAAAUAAAGAUUAUCACAAGCUGGAGAAAUAAGGUACUCUUUCCCAAUGUUCAUCGAAAUGUCGAUGCACUGAUGACACACGCUUCUUGUAUUAUUUGGCCUUAAUGUUUUUACUUGCGGCCGGAGUAAACAUCGGCUAACCGCCGUAAAAAGUAAAAGGCUUGAGCAGUAGUUACAUCUCACCUACCAUGAAGUUAAGAAAUAGGGAGGGAUAUUCUUUUUAAAAAAAAGGUACCUAGUUGUGCCAAUCUUUUCAUUUUUCACGGAAUCUACUCGGAGUAAAAACUUUAUUUUCAUUAAAAGCACACGAAUUUAACUGAUUUUGAUAAAUAUCCCUCUGACUCAAGUGGUAUUUUUCGCGUCUUUGCGUUAAACUUCCUAACAGAUAUUUUUUCUUAAAUCAAAAGCUCAUUGAUUAUGUUCAAACCUUAAUGGAUCUUAAUGAUAGAUUGCACAGUGAUAAAACAAUGUUUAACUUUUGUACUUUGCUUUGUGGCAAUUAUGAUAGCACGGUUACCAAGUUCAACCGCCUCCGUACCAUGCCCCACCUGUCACCCUUCAGCAACCUCCUUACAGUGGUGCAGCAACUAUAAUUACUACACCAAAUGGGCCACCUGUGCCACAAGUGACUCACAUGCAUAA